Haliotis rubra (blacklip abalone) is the source of this 2856-nucleotide messenger RNA. Its product is annotated as intraflagellar transport protein 52 homolog. Gene Ontology annotation, biological process: cilium assembly; intraciliary transport. The record is from RefSeq and is a predicted model, not a curated record. Lineage: Eukaryota; Metazoa; Mollusca; Gastropoda; Lepetellida; Haliotidae. Gene Ontology annotation, cellular component: centriole; intraciliary transport particle B; cilium.
UCCUUGCAUAGUUUCUAGAGAAGCGAACAUGGCACCGACUUCAGAAGGUAUGGAGGACAAGAAUCAAAGGAACGUCAUUCUUGUCAAUGCAUCAAAGCGGGAGUUGUUCACACUCAAUAAUGGUCUAAAGUCACUCAACAGAAAGUUACGGUCUUCAUGGAAAUUGGUUCCGAACAAAGAUGAAAUCAGCGAGGACAAGUUGGCCCAAGUUAGGAUAUUUCUUAUUGCAGGGCCAAGAGAAAAGUUUACAGCUGCAGAGAUUGCAGCCAUGAAGAAGUAUCUGGACAGUGGAGGAAGUAUUUUAGUCAUGUUAGGAGAAGGUGGAGAAACAAGGUUUGACACAAACAUCAACUUUCUCCUCGAGGAUUUCGGGAUCAUGGUCAACAGUGAUGCGGUUGUUAGAACAUCAUACUACAAAUAUUUCCAUCCUAAAGAAGCUUUAAUAUCAAAUGGAGUUCUCAACAGAGCUGUGAGUCAGGCAGCAGGGAAGUCCUUGUCCUACGGUGGAGAUGAUGAUGCUAACAAUGCACAGGCUCUGUCGUUCCUGUAUCCGUAUGGUGCUACCUUGAAUGUGGUGAAGCCAGCUGUCGCCGUCCUGUCUACAGGCACUGUGUGUUUCCCUCUGAACAGACCCGUCCUAGCUCUACGUACAAACAAGCAAACAAGAGGAAAGAUAGCAGUCCUUGGGUCUGUCCACAUGUUCCACGACCAGUAUAUAGACAAAGAGGAAAACAGUAAAAUUCUGGAUGUCCUUGUCCAGUACCUCACCACAGAGGAGAUCAAACUGAAUGCUAUAGAUGCUGAGGACCCUGAGAUCAGUGACUACAACCAGCUCCCAGAAGUUGCCAAGCUGGCUGAGGAGCUGAAGACUUGUCUCCAAGAGAGUGACGACAUACCUCGUGACAUCACAACACUGUUUGAUAACUCUCUCUUCAAACUUGAUACUAGUCUCGUACCAAAGGCAAUCAAAGGUUACGAUCAGCUUGGAUGUAAACAUGAGUCACUGACACUCAUCACGCCCCAGUUUGAGACGCCUCUUCCGCCUCUACAACCAGCAGUGUUUCCCCCGAACUUCAAGGAGCUGAAUCCCCCAGCACUGGAGCUGUUUGAUCUGGAUGAACAGUUCUCGUCUGAGAAAGUCCGAAUUGCUCAGAUCACCAACAAGUGUACUGAUGAUGAUCUGGAGUACUAUGUACGAGAGUGUGGGGACAUUCUGGCUGUCACCAGCAAACUCCAACCAGACUUCAGAGAUGCUAAACACAUAAUUGAAUAUGUCUUUGCUCAAGUGGUAGAGUUCAAGAAACUCAAUCAGGACAACGACUACAACCCAGUUGAGUUUGGAGGAGGGGCUGACAGCUAUGCAUAGAAUGAAUCACCAUGACGUCUAGGUCACAAGAACACCCAACACCCACAACUCAAGUUCUUACAGAUUCGUGUAUAUCCCCAACCCAGUUCAAAGUGAAGGACAAAAUUAUCACUUCGUCAUAACAAUGAAAAAAUAUACACAGUUCAGGCGUUAAAGGGAGCUGGGUCAGUCUGCAGUCCAAAUAUUUUUCAUGGAAGUCAUUCCAAUCAACUUUGAUAAUCUGCAAAGUCAAAUUAUAUAAUACACAUAGAUCAUGAAGUUAAUGUUUAUGAAUUAUUCGUACUGGUACAUAUUUUAUGUAUUAUUAAUUGUUUGGCAAAAAUGACUGAUUACUGAGUUCUUGACUGAAAAUGGCCUCCAGAUCAUGGAGCAAGUUGGGACUGGCCAAUUUCUCAUCACUAAUCAUAAUAUUUAGAGACUGCUAGUUUCUAUAUUAAAAACAUGCAAGGAUUGUAAACUUUACCUACCUGGGGAAAUAACAGCUUUGAUAAAUGAAAAGUGUUUCCAGACAGCAAUACAUUAUAAUUCAUGAAUGGGAAUUUCCUGAUUUGACAAAUCCACUUCAGCUGCUCAUUUAGGGAAAACACAUUCUUGACAUCUCAUGUGUAGAAUUCAUACUGAUAUGUGAUAAGUGUAUAUUUCUCAUAUAAAGACAUGUUUUUACAGAUGUUUUAGAGACCCUGAUAACCUUUGUAACAGUGUCUAAGUGAUAACUGUUAUUCUGUAGAGUACAAUUUCUGAAACACAUUGCAAACCUAUGUGGCUCAAUUAGUAGUAAUGCUUCUACUUUUGAAAAACAGUGAAUGUGUAAUGUGAGAUAAAGAGUGAAACCGAGGGUGGAUUGAGGGUAAAAUAAGCUCUUCAAAAGUGAAGUCCCCAGCAAAUAUUCCUUAGGUUAUGACAUAAUAAGAAUUGAGAAUCUAUGACCUUCACAGACCCAACAAUAAUUUCCACAAUAACUUAUUUAAAAAAUCAUAUAUUGCUUUUCUGAUGCAUACAUAUUUAAAAAGUAGUCUCACUAACACCAUGGUUACAAAUGUUUUUGAUCUUGUGUUAAAGGAACAUUCCCAUAGGAUCAGAAGAAGUACACUAAACUGAAUAAUCUGGGCCUAGAUUUUCGAAGCUAUCUUAGAGCUAAGAUAGUCGUAAGUGCCAUACAUUAACAUUAACUUACGACUAUCUUAGUGCUAAGAGAGCUUCGAAAAUCUAGGCCCUGGUUGUUAUCACAAGUCAUAAUUCUUCUGUUCUUGUUACAAUGCAUAUUUUCCGUCCUGUAGUCAAUGGUUGUAAAUGCUCUCAAGACCAAAUACUUAUCUUAACUGGAGUAUGUCUCAGCUGUUUUUUACUUCAAAGUGUCUUUACAAUGUUAGAUCUGUAUAUAUAUUAAGAGUAUUUAUUAGGUGUUAAUGUGUACACGCCUGUAAAUUGUUGGAUGUUUCUGUUUGUUUUCUUAAGUCUCUAUGAUUGUAAAUAAAACUAUCUUUGUAAUA